AUGAUUCGACGGUUCCAGAUGCUGGUUGAGUCAUGUCCGAAUCUGUCAGACAACGCUCACAGAAGCACGUGUCGCAAGCAUGUGCCCAUUGUAGACGCAGAAGGCGAAAGUCAGUGUCUGAAGGACAAUGUCGAGUGUCUCCUGGAGGAUGCUCCAGACCAACGGCUCCGGCACUACCAUCAAAGACAUAAGCGUACGCUUUCCAAGGUCCUGAAGACGAUCAGAGCAGGCGAGGAGGCAGAGACAGCAUCCCUACUGGCUCUGAUCCGAGACGGUGCGUCUGAGACCGACAUCGAAAACCAUGUUGACACCAUCUUCGCUGGGGCCAGUGAUGCUACCUUCGUCUCUCGUUCCUCUUCACAAAUGGACGAGGUCCCUACCCUCCAAGGCCCACCACUGAUGCCUACUCUGUCGUCUGGGGUAUCUUCCGGGGAGGAACCCUCAACAGGCCUAGAAUAUUUGAAGGCAUUUGAGCCAUUCGAUGCUUCUAGUGCGACAAAUCGUGCCAUCUGGCAAAGCACGAGUAUGGACGGCCCGUGGAAAGGUAAAGGCAAAGGCCGCGGAUCGUCAGCUGUGGCGAUCGACCCUGCAGAGGAGUUCCAAGCUGGAUACUCCUUGCCACCUUCUUCCAGGCAGCUCCCAGUCGACGACCACGAUAACACCAAGGGAAAAUCUCCCAAGCGACCGGCCGACGCCCACGAUCAGAUGGAACCGAGUGACCAGAAAAAUAUCGAACCGGGGGCAACCAGACACUUUGGCAACUUGCCAAUGUCCAGGUCGAUCUUGACCAACAAUUUUCCUGACUACAUUCAAGCCCGACAGCUUCAGGUGAUAGGAGGUCGCAUGGACGAAUGUCUGCCGCUGAACCUCGAUACCGAGUCUCGGGCUGAUAGACUCUCUUCGGCAAUCGUCGCUUUCAGGGACACCGCUCGGUCCAUGAUAGCGCGCGGUCAACCGGCUGACUCGGUGCUCAGCAUGAAAGGUUUAGAAGUCGAUCUGAUGUUCCGAGAUCGCAGACCGGGCGACCCUCACAACGUAUCGACUUGGGCUUGCGAAUACUCCAAGACUUGGACCUUCUUACCACUCCACGUCCGGCUGGCUUCAGUCUUCUUUGCCGGCACCUUCAUGCGCUGGGCCGUUCUGCCCUGUGCUGAGACAUACGCUCUUAUGUCGAACAUGAUGCGUCCACUGCCUAGCCAGCUAUUCGUACCGCACUCCGGUGAUAUUGAUAUCUGUCACCUGCCUUGCCUCCGCUCAGUGCAGCUGGACCAUGGAGGCAAAUGGGUGGAUCGUAUCACAGCUGACACCCAGCGAUGUCACUGGCUCAAGGGCGACCAUUCCUGCGUCGAAGAGAAAACCAUAGAAGACGGAGGCCGAAGGCGUUCGAUGAAAACAUUGUCGGACGCUUUUGUCGAGUUCGUCGAUGAUGCUAGAAACUGGACUCUGCUGGCUUCGGUCCUGGAUGAAUUCCCCGCGCUGCGAGGUAGGGUAUCCUUUCAUGAUGACGAGGAAGUCUGA
Messenger RNA from Cyphellophora europaea CBS 101466, 1518 nucleotides. RefSeq lists its product as uncharacterized. The record is from RefSeq and is a predicted model, not a curated record. Lineage: Eukaryota; Fungi; Ascomycota; Eurotiomycetes; Chaetothyriales; Cyphellophoraceae. The transcript has 2 exons. Bases 1 to 1518 code for a protein of 505 amino acids.